This is a messenger RNA of Phycomyces blakesleeanus NRRL 1555(-), 1827 nucleotides long. RefSeq lists its product as hypothetical. The coding region runs from base 1 to 1827 and encodes 608 amino acids. The transcript has 2 exons. The record is from RefSeq and is a predicted model, not a curated record. NCBI's taxonomy places the organism in Eukaryota, Fungi, Mucoromycota, Mucoromycetes, Mucorales, Phycomycetaceae.
AUGAUCACCCAAACUCUAACUCAUGAUCAAGACCUCAUCAAUGUAGCAUUUGAGGGCUACAAACUAAAGACUUUUCCCGAAGAAACACGUUUAUCUCGCACACCCAUACCAGGAGAUCCUCUCCAAGUAACCCAGCACUCUAGCCAAACCCGUAUCGGAUUCCGUGAAUUGCAGGCGCGUGUACGAUUCAGUCAUUUGGCUGAUGGCUAUCCAAUCAAUGACCAAACAGGAACAGCAUUCUAUGUUGACACAGAGUAUAAUGUAGUAAUGGUUGUUUAUGACAAGUCAAGCCAAGAAACUAAAUUUCACAUUAUUGGACAACUCACUCGUCCAUUGAACAAUGUGCCUAGCUAUGUCGAGCCUGAAAUUACCGUUCCUCUCGAUCCUCAUUAUCCCUCAUUGAUCGCAAUCGGACAAAACCUCCUUGUGGCUGCCAAUGGCGUUGGUGAUCUCGAGAUCAUUUGUAUCAACCAGUCCGCAAAUGGCACUUUUAGUGGUUGCUCGGUUCUGUCUGGACAUUAUGAAGGAGAGGGUAACGAAGGCGUCUCGCCUGUUCCAUUUGGACUCUUGGCUGCCAGACGUGUCGAGGACAGAAUUGUGGCAGUAGUCUAUAGCCGUGUGGCCGAGGUCGCGAGCAAGUUCAAUAUCGCAACAGUCGAGAUGAAUGUUCCGACUGGAAACUACACCUCGACUCAGCACGAGAUUCUCAAGGUGCUGCAUGUCCAGAGAGGACCAGAGGUUCCUGUAUAUGUUGCGAUCACAAAGGACGGCAACCACUGUAUUCUUGGCAGUGAAUCGAGUUAUGAGAAUAUUCACGAAGAGCCAAAGACAAUGAUAAUUGACAGUGAUGAAGAGGAAAAAGAGGAUAGUAAUCAGAACAAUGAUGAACAACCAAAAAAGGCACCUUAUGAGUGGACUCAGGAUGGCUCAGAUAUCACGAUCCAAUUCACAAUUCCCCAAAACACACCAAAGAGCGCAAUCGCCUGCAAUUUGACACACCAGCACCUCAGUUUGGUGGUGCAGGCCGAGGAUGUCAAUCUGUCGUUUCCGUACAACAAGCUCUGGGGGCCGAUUAGUGUCCAAGACAGCACCUGGACAAUUGACCGAGCCAAGGGAGUCCUGAGCAUUUUCCUGACCAAGCAAGAUGAACAUGCCAGAUGGCCGCAUGUGUUUGAUAUGGAUGACCAGGUCCUGGAGUCUGUUGAGAAAGAGCGGCUGGCUGAGAUGACGGCCCGUCUUGCCAAAUUCACGACCGAUUAUCCUGAAUCGCAAUCUCAACAGCCAGAGAUUGCCAGCCACCCGGCCGCGACUGAUAUGGAUGAGGAUGUUGAUGAGGCGGGCCAGCCGAUUCAUUUUCUGGUCUAUAACCGGUUCGGCCACCUGGUUGAGGAAAUAUUUUCUGGUGGGCGUGAGUGGUUGAGCAACGGGUUCCGGGAUCCGGACAACAAGAAUGGGUUGGCCUCGGUUGGGGUCAAGAUGGAUGUGGAUGGACUGGUGUUUGGAUUUGAAGAAAAGAGGGAUGGCGUUGCGACGACGAUCGAGGGUGUGCACAGGGCUACGUUUAGCGCGUUUGCAUUUGUCCAGGCGUCCAAACGAGACAGCCGGUUCGUACGUCAUGAUCCGUACAACAAUUUUGCUGUGAUUGUGGAAAGCAGCCGGAACGCGUACAUCUACCAUCGAACAGGCACACGCGUCAAUACAGAGGCACAGACCCUGAUUGAUCUUACACAGGGGCAUGACACCAGUGUUCUGGGUGUUCAAUUGAUUCUCAAGAAUGUGUUGAUGGUUCUUACCGAGACUGAGGUUAUUACACUCAUUCUUGAUUGA